This is a messenger RNA of Neltuma alba, 2103 nucleotides long. Its product is annotated as protein FAF-like, chloroplastic. The record is from RefSeq and is a predicted model, not a curated record. The coding region runs from base 214 to 1746 and encodes 510 amino acids. The transcript is spliced from 2 exons. Lineage: Eukaryota; Viridiplantae; Streptophyta; Magnoliopsida; Fabales; Fabaceae.
CCUCCACGAUCAUCAUCAUCGGCAGCCAUUCCAAACAACCACAUCAGCCUCAUCAUCUUCCUUCUUCCUUUCCUCUGCAACUCGCACUCACAGUGGUCUCUCAGAAGACCUCUGUUGGAUGCUUGUUGCCCCCUCUAAGACAAGUAGUUGCGUGUACUUCUCCUUUGAGUUAUUGGAGAUGUCAGCUCAAGGUUUAAUGUCCUUGUCUCGGGGAUGGCGGGCGAGACUAGGCUCGCGCAGAAGCAGGGCAUAGUCACUAUUCUGAGCUCUGACUAUGAGAGGAACAGAGCUUCAUCUUCUCCUUCCCUGCGACGCACUCUAUCCGCAGACAUGUCCUCUAAGAAAUGGCUCUCUCAAAAUGGGUUCUUCUCUCCCAUGAAGAAGACUGUUUCAUCCCAGAGGCUCUCACAUUCAGAAACCAUCGUUGCUGCUUCUGCUGCUGACUCGUGCUCCUCGUCUGAAUCAGACUCAUCGGAUGACUGCGAAGAAAGGAAAGAUCUGGAGGCUGAAAGUAUUGGGAGCACAAUCCGAAAAGACAAAAACAAGGAGAGUGAGAAGCCCGGAGCGUUUGACAUCUGGAGCUCCAUUGUAUCCCAGAAAACCAACGAGGAUGCCUCCAAAUCAUCCCUGCCUCCUCCUUAUAUUCACCCACUUGUGAAAAGAUCACAAAGCUCUCUGAGUGAGAAAAGCCUCCAGAUUUGCACAGAGAGCCUCGGAUCCGAAACAGGGUCCGAUGGGUUCUCUUCAUACCCGUCAUCUGAGACCGGAGAAACAGAGGAAGAUAACGACGAUGAAGAAGAAGAAUCAGAGAAAGAGGCACUCCAAGAACAACGUGAGCCAGAGGAGGACUUCGUUGUGCCAAAAUUCAAUUACUCUGCGACUUCCAAGAAAGCUGGUCCUCGUUCUUUCCCCCCUCCCCUUCCUUCUCUAACUCGCCAAGAUGGACCCUCUGUUCACAUGAGGUCCCGCCGUGAAAAUGGAAGGCUUGUCCUCGAAGCUGUGUCCGUUCCUUCUCAGAACAACUUCUGUGCUCAUCGCCAAGAUGGUCGCCUUCUCCUCACUUUCAAUAAUCUUGCCACCAACGAAGAAUUCCAGCACGAUGAAGAUGACGAUGAAGAAGAAGAAUACCAUGUGGACGUAGAAGAGAUGGAACAAGAGUUUGGGGAGUUUAAGGAUGAUGCUGAAGAAGAGAAUGAACAUGAGGAGGAUGACGAUGAGGAAAAAGAGGAGGAAGAGAUCGACAAAAGGGAGAUAGAACAAGCACCAAUAUUAUCUAGUGGAGUUGAAAGUGUGCAUAGGUUAGGAUUGACUAUGAACAAGCCAAUUGGGUUUGUGAAUAGGAACCCAAAGUGGUCGGAGAAGUUGAACGAGGUGGUGAAUUCGGAGGAUGUUAAGGUUGUGGAGAAAAGUACCACUGGCGCGAAAUCAUCACUUCCACCAAGGCCAAGGGCGGCUCGAUCGGUCCCAUCAGCGCCAGCUGGGGCAACUUCUGCGGUACCAUCUUUCAAUCGUUAUGAAUACUUCUGGAGAGCCAAAUCCACAAAUCAUCCCCAGAAUAGCUCACCACUGAAGAACAGUUGCAAGCGUAUAGUCUCUGAGGCAAUUAAUCAAACACCUCAGGAGCAACAGAAAUUGCUGGUUCUGAGAGGCAAAAAUGGUGAUUACAUGGUUCACAAUUGGAGGAGUUGCAAGGAGUCUAGAAGAUCCUUUCUAUUCUGGGAACCACAUUUGGUUGCAACAUCCUGAGUCACAUAACAAUUAGACAAUUCACAAUCCCAUACGCCUUGUGGCCCCACAGCUAAUCCACAAAAUCCAUUUGCUCAAAUUAUUAAUUACUCCAUCCGUUUCUCCCAACCCAGUUCCGCUCUUUCUGGGAGAAGUCAUCAAAUAAAAGAUAUGGAGAAGGAUAUAGAGAGAGAGAGAGAGAGAGAGAGAGAAUUACUUCUAAUUUGCCAGAUCAAGGAAAUGACUUGAACAGUGUCAUAUUUAUAUAUGAUAUUGAUGUGAUAUGUAUUUAUAUUUGUGAAUUCGUCUUGCUUUUUUUCUGAUUGCUCUUGCUAUGGAUGAAGAGCUUGGCUAUAAAAUUUUGAACAUUUUUUCCAA